GAGCUGAACACACGAGGGCGCUGUUUGCCCCAGAAUCCGCGACCUUUGUUCAAGUAGUAAAUGGGCGUGUUUGCUGUGAGCGUGCUGCUCCGUCAGUCCUCAGAGCGACAGGACAUGGAGUGAAGUUUGAAACUAGUAAACACACUGAGGCCCGUGAACCUCAGGGAAUAACGUGAAGGAUGGAGGAUUUCUGGGCAGGGGUCCUUUGGGCCAUCAGGAUUUGGCUCUACCUCAUUUUAAGCCUCAUCAUGAUCCCAGCCAUGUUUGGAUUUUCUCUUGGCAUCUCUGAGACCUACAUGACCAUCCUGGUGAAGACGCUAGAGUGGGCCACUCUGAACAUACAGAAGGCAAACGCAGAAGAAGUAAAGGUUAGAGCUGCCGCAUCAAACGGACUCAUUCAAAGGGAGGACGGCUCUAUGGAGAAGGAGCUGGAAGAGCUCAGGCGCAGUAGACCCAAACCGCCAGUGGGAGGCGACUUCACUCUUAGCGACUGUUUCUAUUUCACUCGGAGAGGAAUUGAGAGCAUUGUAGACGACGAGGUAACCCAACGGUUCACCUCCGAGGAGCUGGUAUCCUGGAACCUGCUGACUCGCACCCACAAUGACUUCCAGUACAUCAGUCUGAAGCUGACACUGGUCUAUGGCCUUGGUAUCUUUGUUCGAUACUGCAUCCUUGCACCGCUUAGGAUCACGCUGGCCUGCAUCGGUCUCACCUGGCUGGUGAUCGGAACGUCUGCCGUUGGGUUUCUUCCAAACUGCAGGGUGAAGUUCUGGCUCAGUGAAUGGGUCCAUGUUAUGUGCUACAGGAUCUGCGCUCGAGGACUCUCCGCAACUAUUCACUACCAUAAUAGGGAAAACAAACCCAAAAAAGGAGGAAUCUGCGUGGCCAACCACACCAGCCCCAUAGACAUCGUAAUACUCUGCAACGACGGCUGCUAUGCUAUGGUGGGUCAGAUCCACGGAGGCCUGAUGGGCAUCGUUCAGAGAGCCAUGGUGAGGUCUUGCCCUCACGUCUGGUUUGAGAGGUCAGAGAUGAAAGAUCGCCAUCUAGUGACCAAAAGGUUAAAGGACCACGUGAAUGACAAGACAAAACUUCCCAUAUUAAUAUUUCCAGAGGGAACCUGUAUUAAUAACACAUCUGUCAUGAUGUUUAAGAAGGGAAGUUUUGAAAUCGGAGCGACAAUAUAUCCCGUAGCCAUCAAGUAUGACCCGAAGUUUGGAGAUGCUUUCUGGAACAGUUCCAAGUACAGCAUGGUGAGCUACCUGCUGCGAAUGAUGACGAGCUGGGCUCUCGUCUGUAACGUCUGGUACCUGCCUGCCAUGCACCAAGAGGAGGGAGAGGAUGCCGUCCAAUUUGCCAACAGAGUGAAGUCCGCCAUAGCUCACCAAGGAGGGCUGGUAGACCUGCAGUGGGACGGAGGUCUGAAGAGAGCGAAGGUGAAGGAUUCAUUUAAGGAGCAGCAGCAGAAGAAGUACAGCAGCAUGGUGGUGGGAGACGACAGCAGCAGCAAUAGUGACUGAGAUCCGCUUUCAGCACGAGGGACAAGGCCUCCAACUUGUUUUGCCAAGAACAAAUGAUGGAAGCGGACAACAACAAAAAAAACUGCUGGUUUUCACAUUAUCAGGACACGGGAGGAGUCGCCCUGAUGGACUUUAAAAAGAGCAGCUGUGUGGAAACCAAGCGAGUAACAAAAGUGCAAUAGAGCAGAGGAAAAAAGGAAAUACUUUGUUCUUACAGCGGCUUAUCGGUUGUUGCAAUUGAAUAAUAUUGUUGAGAAACUUCACACUGAAACGUGUGAUGACAGAAAAUUCACUCAUGAAAUGAUUCUUUUCUGUAAAAAAACAAUUACAGAUUAUGUAUUAGCUGCAUAAUUAUGUAGGGGCCCAAAUCUUUCCUGCUUAUUAGUUCAUAUCAUUAAUCAUGAGUGAAAAAAAGUCAUAUAGUGUGAUUAAAUAAAAAAAAGCACCUCCUGUGUCUAUUUAUUAUGCAGUUGAACUGCGAAAUUACUGAUAAUCCACAGAACCUGUUCUGUUUUGCAGUAAAGUGCCACAGAAACCCUGAAA
Messenger RNA from Fundulus heteroclitus (mummichog), 2063 nucleotides. RefSeq names its product 1-acylglycerol-3-phosphate O-acyltransferase 9, like (gene agpat9l). Gene Ontology annotation, biological process: triglyceride biosynthetic process. Bases 180 to 1520 code for a protein of 446 amino acids. The transcript is spliced from 14 exons. The record is from RefSeq and is a predicted model, not a curated record. Gene Ontology annotation, cellular component: endoplasmic reticulum. Lineage: Eukaryota; Metazoa; Chordata; Actinopteri; Cyprinodontiformes; Fundulidae. Gene Ontology annotation, molecular function: glycerol-3-phosphate O-acyltransferase activity.